Molecule: messenger RNA, 5423 nt
Organism: Leptopilina heterotoma
Lineage: Eukaryota; Metazoa; Arthropoda; Insecta; Hymenoptera; Figitidae
Gene: GluClalpha
Product: glutamate-gated chloride channel
Exons: 11
Coding region: 823-2742 (639 amino acids)
Biological process (GO): nervous system process; regulation of membrane potential; chloride transmembrane transport
Cellular component (GO): membrane; synapse; neuron projection
Molecular function (GO): neurotransmitter receptor activity; transmembrane signaling receptor activity; extracellular ligand-gated monoatomic ion channel activity
Source: RefSeq, a predicted model, not a curated record
AAGAGUACCAAGAAGAAGAGGAAAAAUAGAAAGAAUACCAAAAAGAGGAAGAAUAAAAAUAGAAGAAGAAGCAGGAGAAAUAGUACAAAAAUAAGCGAAAAGAGAAGAAAAAGUAUUCAAUUGAAGUGGUUAUCCAUCAAUUUAGAAGGAAAACAACUAGCAGCAAUGGGUUUAGAAAGGAUUUAAAGAUAUGUAUAGGCAUAAGGGAUGAGAUGCUUUUGUACACAGUGGAAGAGAAAGAGAGACUGGCAACUGUCAGUAAAGAGAUGUGAACCUCACACACAGAGAGAAACAAGGAGAGAAAAUGUGGCAGAGUGAUGAAAAAAAAGGAGAGUUGAGAGAGAGAGAGAGAGGAGAGGAAGAAGGGGUUAAAAAUCAGAUGGUGAGGAAACAGAAGGUGGAGUUAGGGCUAGAGAAAGAGGAGCAUGAGGCAGAAAAGUAUAUAGCCUCUUUCUCUCUCUCUCGGAGUAUAGAGAGAAUGAGGAGAAGGUAGUCGUUGCUCCAUGAGUGAGGAGAGGAUGAGGAUUGGGUGGUAAAUGACGUCACGUUGCUAAAGCGACACGGCAACGCUAAGCGUCUGCGUGGGUCGACGGGUGUCUGGGACGAGAUCAAUAACGUUGCGAGGAGCACAAACCAGGUAGUCGGUGUGAGUGGCUCUAGGCUCAUCUACAACAGCAGUCCAGGAGGUGAGCCUUCCGAGGAAGGACGUUUUUUUGCAACCCUCCUCACCGAGAGUGACACACAACCGGAGGCGCCAUGCCAGAUUCGACACAUCAUAGGCCUCUCAUUGCCUAGGAUUUUCAACUACUCCAGGCCGUCGAAAUGUGGCCUGGAGCAUUACCGUUGAUAGCAUUACUGGUAACCCUGCUACAUCCGGCAAGAUGUAUGCAGCAGAAGGUUAUAAACUUCAGGGAAGUAGAGAAACAAAUAUUAGACAGCAUUUUAGGACCAAAAAGUUACGACGCUCGUAUCCGUCCGAGCGGUAUAAAUGGAACAGAUGGGCCAGCCAUUGUGCGGGUUAACCUGUUUGUGCGAAGCAUAGCGACAAUUAGUGACAUCAAGAUGGAAUACUCUGUUCAACUAACAUUUCGAGAACAAUGGAUAGACGAAAGACUUAAAUUCGAUGAUUUUGGGGGGAAACUGAAAUAUUUAACCCUGACGGAGGCAAACAAAAUUUGGAUGCCCGAUUUAUUUUUUUCCAACGAAAAGGAAGGCCAUUUUCACAAUAUCAUUAUGCCCAACGUAUACAUAAGAAUCUUCCCGGAAGGAUCUGUUCUGUACAGUAUAAGAAUUUCACUCACAUUAUCAUGUCCAAUGAAUUUGAAAUUAUAUCCACUCGACAGACAAGUCUGCUCACUUCGAAUGGCAAGUUAUGGAUGGACGACUGACGAUUUAGUAUUUCAAUGGAAAGAAGGCGAUCCUGUUCAGGUCGUAAAAAAUUUACACCUACCUAGAUUUACACUGGAGAAAUUUCUUACAGACUAUUGUAACAGUAAAACAAAUACUGGCGAAUACAGUUGUUUGAAAGUUGAUUUAUACUUUAAGAGAGAGUUCAGUUACUAUCUUAUACAAAUUUACAUCCCAUGCUGUAUGUUAGUCAUUGUCUCAUGGGUCUCGUUUUGGCUCGAUCAAAGUGCUGUUCCAGCUCGAGUUUCACUUGGAGUAACAACUCUACUGACAAUGGCAACACAAACUUCUGGAAUAAAUGCUUCACUUCCGCCAGUCUCCUACACAAAGGCAAUUGAUAUUUGGACAGGUGUAUGUUUAACCUUUGUGUUCGGAGCACUAUUAGAAUUUGCAUUAGUAAAUUAUGCGUCUCGCAGUGAUAUACAUCGUGAGAAUAUGAAAAGACAGUAUCGAGAAAUGGAACAUUCAGCAUCGGUUGAUCCAACCACCGAACUAUUAGAAGCUGAUGGACAUAAUACUUUUGCUAUGGUCGUGGCUGUCCAAGUUCCCGACAAGAUCCAAACGAAUCGACGUCAUAGCACGAAUCCUCUUUCCACUGGUGUUCGCAUUCUUCAAUCUCGCAUAUUGGUCAACGUACCUGUUUCGCGACGAAGCGGAGAGCGAUUAAACAUUGAUGAGGAAUCGCUUGGAUCAAGAAAUGUGGCUCGCGGCCACCUCAAUCACUCCCAUUCAACAAUGCAUCGCUCAAAUUCCCAUCAACGUAAUUAUCAACAACGCACAGCAACAACAAAUCAUGAUAAUGAUGAUUUCGAUCGACACUAUCAUUAUCAUCAUCAUCAUCAUCAUAAUCAUAAUCAACAUCAACAUCGACAUCAUCAUCAUCAUUCAAGGCAACAUCGUUCACAUCAAUCUUUAUUGCAUUAUCGACGUGAUGCACGUUCACAAUCGCCAUCAUCGCCCUCAGGAAGUUUACGUGGACGUUCACCAAGACGUACAACUUCAAGAAUACGUUCAAGUAGUUUAACAUCGCGAAGAUCAACGCCAUCGCCAACGCCCACUGCCUCACCGGCCCAAACAACAUCGCCCUCACCACCAACACUUCUCAAAGGCGAGGAAUUAAAUCGUUUUCAACAUUUGCCAAUUGACAACAAAAAGGAUCGAUGUUUCUGGGGUCUAUUACCACGUGGAAAGAUGUUUCGCUGUCAUGCCGAUGGCAGUGCACGAAUCGAUGUUUGCGCAAGAAUUUUCUUUCCCCUGGUAUUCUUCAUCUUUAAUCUUGGCUAUUGGUCAUGUUAUCUCUUCCCCCACGAGGAUCAUACGAAUAUGCAUAAAUAAUUACGUAAUCAAGAGCGAGCAUUUGCAAAAGGAGAAUCUGUACUUGUGUGUUUUUUGUCCGAAUGUUAAAAAAAAAACAGGGUAAUAGUUUCCGUCGUUAUUUUCCCCGCCGAAGGGGAUGGGAGGGAAAUGGGUUUCUUUUAGGGAACAAAAACUAUUCAGCUCAAGAAAAGUGCAAUUCACAAUCGUCCAAAGCAAAAAAACAACCGAUUCGCAUUUGCCAUCAGAUCGGGGGUCUUUCCUCCAGGCGGCGAAUACGAUUUUUCCUUUGGACAGAAUGUAUUUCAAUUAUCGCCAUUCAUUCUAGAAUCAGUUAUAGAUGCUAGAAUCUGUUACAGAUUGUAGCAUCUAUUCCUUUCUUUCCUAUAAUUGAUUUUAAGACGAAAUUUUUUAAUGACAAUAAUUCUUUUUUAGGUUUCUUUUCGCCUAAGCGAUUCCCCUAUUCUCCCAAACUUUUUCUUUCUCUAGAUCCAAAUUUUCUUCCACUAUCAUUUAAAUCAAUCAUCGCAAUAAGCGUAAAUCAAAAAAAAAAGGGGAAAAAAUAUAAACUAUAAAAAAAAGAAAAAGAAAAUAACGACGGUACAAGCGGGGCGUGAAUGUUUAUCAUUAAAUGUACCUUUUAAAAAGUAAAAAACACGAUCAUCGGGAGACCGCGUGCCACUAAGUGAAAUUAAAUUUUCGGGCCCUGUAUAGCCACGGCCUGUUAUAAAAAAAAAAAAAUAAAUAAAUAAAUUGAAGAGAACAAAAAAAUCGUACACAUAAAAAUAAUAUAUCUACGUAUUGUCAAGUAACUCGUUAUAAUGUUAUAUAAAAUAUAAAAAAAAACAAAAAAAUUCUCCGGUCCUUCGAGAAAUUAAAUUUUUUGCUCACCCAGUGAAAAAAAAAAAAAAACUUCGAGUCCCUCUUUUCACCCAUAAUCUGUUAGAAAAUUUUCCAAAAAUUUCUCUAAUGAACAUAUUUCAAAAUUCUUUUUUAAAAAAAAAUUUUUUUUUUCCAAAAAAAAACUUUUUUAUAAAGCUCAAUAAUAUCAUACGCAAAUCUCGGUGGACCGGAGAAAAUCAUGAACACACGCGAUUCGAAAAUCGAUUUUCGCAAAGGGAAAAAAAAAUAAUAAAUAAAUAAUAUAAAGAAACGAAUUAAGUCGAGUGGUGAAAUUAGGGACUCUCGCUGAAAUAUUAAAUAAGAUGAAGAAAAAAAAAAAGUAUGUAGUUGAAGUGUAUAUAUCAUAAUUAUUACGUUCCAUGUCUCAAAAAAAAAGAAGAGAAAGCAAAAAUCUUUUAAUUCUCUAUUUUUUAAUUUUCUUCAAAAUUUUUAAAAAGAAAAACUGCGAAAAGUUUUUUAAGGAAAUGUAUUUAGAAAUCGUUUUUGUCCCAUCAUUACGCACAGGUGAAAGAAUAAAUUCUAUACUCUAUUCUUGUUUUUAAAGCUCAAUUUUAAAAUCUAUACAUUUUGUUAUAUUUAUUAUGUAGUCUAUAAUAUAAAAAAAAAUAUUUGUUAUUUUUCUUAAAUUGUUAUUAAAUUUAAAUUAAGUUAGUCGCACAGGUGAGGAGCGUCUCUCUAGUGAACGCACAAGCAAAGUGGGGAGCCGCUUCUCUUAUUUCUUUUUUUAACUCGAACAAAUUUCAAUAUUGAUAUUAAUUAAUAAUAAAAUUUAAUUAUUGUUAAUUAAUACAAUUUAUUAAUUAUUAAAAUUCAAUUUAUUAAUUAUUAAAAUUAAUUUACUAAUUAUUAAAAAUUCUCAUAUUUUGACCAAAAACCAGUUAUUGUGAAAUUAAACGAAAAAAUUUGUUUCGAUAUUAAUAUAAACGAAAUGUAAACAGGUAGAAGUUCCAGGUUAAAAUUUUCUUUUUUCUAAAAAAGAUGGGAUUUUUUUUUUUUUUUUUUUUUUUUUUUUAAUUUUAAUGAAAAUAUAAAGUAAACGCAGAGGAAAAAAAGAUGGGAUAUGUUUUGAAAUUCCUGCCUGGAACAUUCACUGUAGAUUUUAAAGAUUUACAAACACUGUACAUAAUUAAACACAAAUCAAGUUUUACAAGUAUUAUUAUUAAAUAUGUGCGAGAAUUGCAAAGGGGCUCAAAAAUUAUUUUCGCAUUUUAAUAUGACAAUCAACUUAUUACGAGGCUGUUUUAUUAUUAUCACAGAAAAAAAUAUCACAAAAAAAAAAAAUUCUAAAAAAAAAAUUCAGUAAAAAUGAAGUAAAAUUUUAUUAUUUGAAAAAAUUUAAUAAACGUUCGAUAAAAUUUUUAUCUUUUGGAAAAAUUUGAUAAAACUCAGUUGAAAAGUUUAUCUGUUCAAAACAUUUAAUAAACGUUAGCUAAUUUUUUUUUUUUUUUUUUUUUUUUUAUUAAAUACAGCAUUGCUCAAAAUAAUUCCCUUUUUCUGUUUUUUUUAAACUUCCAAAAAAAGCUAAUAAUAAAAAAGCUAAUCUCAUUGAAAGUAUAAUAAUUAUUACAAAUUUUUACGAAACAAAAAAAGUCAAAAAAAAAAAAAAAAAAAAAUAAGUUGACAGUCUAUUUACAAAAAAUGAACAGUUAUCGAAAUUAUUUUGAGUUCCUAUUGCAAAUAAAGAAAAGCACGCAUGUUCACGAUAUAAAUUAUACACGAUCAUACGAGAUAUUAUUAUAAAUAUAAUGUAAAACAUAUGCCGUGCUCAUUUAGCAUGGGCACAAUAACCAAUAUGAAUU